Coccomyxa subellipsoidea C-169 is the source of this 1080-nucleotide messenger RNA. RefSeq lists its product as hypothetical. The transcript is spliced from 5 exons. Lineage: Eukaryota; Viridiplantae; Chlorophyta; Trebouxiophyceae; Coccomyxaceae. The record is from RefSeq and is a predicted model, not a curated record. Bases 134 to 676 code for a protein of 180 amino acids.
CAAUUGGACUGAUCAUCGUAGCAAUUGUUUACAAGUCUGCAUGUAGCGAGAAAGGAGUCGUAGUUACGAGGACAUGCCGCAGAAGCUGAGGUGCAAACAAUAAGAGCAAAGCGGAAUCGAUUUGUUUUGAAUUAUGGUCAUCCCAUUGUGGGGUAAGAUUGUAGCUUUGAGUCUAGCAAAGAAAGUCACCGUCCUCGUCAUUGCGAAAUUGUAUGGAUUCCCAAGGUUGUACAGGAGAUCCCAGAAGCUAGUGAGGUACCUGAACAAAGACUCCGAGCGGAGGCAAUGGUGGUCAGGCUACGUACGCAGCACAUUCCGCCUGCCAGAGCACGUGGUAAAGAGAUGGCAUGGCCAGCCUAGCACCGCUGGAAGUGCUUCUCUCCAAGCGCGCAGAUCUGACACACGAUCAGCUGGAAAGCUGUACUCGUUCGCCAGUAGCCCCCUGGUGGCGGCAUCGCGGCAGCAGGUGCAGCAGAAGCUGCAGGCGGGGCGCCUCAAGUGGCACAGCAUGAAGCAACGGGGCUCGCUGGUGAAGCAGGCCAGCGUGCAGCAUCUGCAGCGCGUCUCUGGCAGGAUCCAGUCGUGGGCAGCGCAUACUCCUGCAGAUGUGGCCACCAUGCACUUUCUGCGCCAGGCGCGCCAGGCGUACAACUUUGUUCCUGCCAUUUCCGCGUGAGGCCCACAUGGUUACGCAAUACCAGAGGAUGCAAUAGUGCAGAAAGCAGGCGGUUGGCUGCUGUGUCAUGCUUGAGGAAUGUUGUUGCGUUGCUGCUAUUUGGUUAUCUGAAUUUUUUAAAUACAGUAAAAGGGAGUAGUUUCUUGUGUGAGGACAUGUGCAAGCUGCAAAGCUUCACUAGAAUAGAUGUUUAAUGGUUGCAUGGAGCACAUGCACCUUUUGUACAAUAUAUCUCUGUGACUUUUUAAGCUGAAGUCGCUGGAGAAUGCAUGUUUGAUAUGUCGUGCCAAGCGAGAAGGACACUCUGGACAUUUUGACAAGGUCUGUUGUUGAUCAAGAUAUUCAAUGGUGGUACCGAAUAUGGUGCAUCAAAGUAACGUGAAGACUGUAACUCACCUCUGAGG